Molecule: messenger RNA, 1737 nt
Organism: Thyridium curvatum
Lineage: Eukaryota; Fungi; Ascomycota; Sordariomycetes; Thyridiales; Thyridiaceae
Exons: 2
Coding region: 1-1737 (578 amino acids)
Cellular component (GO): cytoplasm; mitochondrion
Molecular function (GO): 2-dehydropantoate 2-reductase activity; NADP binding
Source: RefSeq, a predicted model, not a curated record
AUGGGACUUGUACCCACCCAAACCGGCCUGGAUCCAAUCGGGUGGCCGCAAAAGGAGAUGAUGGUUAUCGGGCGAUCGCAAGCGCGCAAUUCAUUCCCUUCAGAAAAGCUAGGGACCGAGCUGCUACGAAAAAUUGUCGCCAUCAUCAACUCCCAACUUUCCAACGGCGCACUCUCUAAAGGCCCGUCGCCACGACCACACGGCCUUUUUAGUGUCUUGGAUAGCCGCUGCCAGUUGUCAUGGAACCGCGGUAACACUUCGGCCGGCCGGGGGGCCACCAAGUUUAUCUCGGCGCAGGCGACAGCCACUCCGAGCGCGCCUGUCGACUACCACUUCCCUUUCGGCAAGCCUUCCCUCCUGAUAUCUACCCUGCCAAGUUCUCAGCAUCUUCCUCACGGCUAUCGACCGCCAACCUCUCCCAAGUCCUCUACAUCGCCGCCUUCAGCACAUCAGCCUCUGCAGUCUAGUCAGGACAACCAUGCCUCAUCCGUCGCCCCCGAAGUUCCAACGCCUCUUCGCGACUCAAACGAGACAAUACCGAAGAGCGAAGACAGCACUGUCAAUGAGGCUACGCCCGAUUCUAGUCUUUCGAUGUCAGAGAGCCCUGUGCUACCCGUCUCAAACCGGAGAGAAGCACUACACCAUCACUCUGACCAAGUGCACAUCCUUGGUUCCGACCUCAAAGCGCACUAUAUUGCGCACGCAAUCUCAGGUCUUUCCUCCAUACCACCAGUGCGGUUACUGUCCAAUCGUUGGGCUUUCCUCAAGGAGUGGAAGUCUGAAGGACACGAGAUACACGUGUUCCGGAACGGAGAGUGCUCGACGCGAAACACGCCAAUUGUCGAGCUGAUGAACCAACGUGGUCGCGCAGCGCACCAACCACACAUAGACAACCUGAUCGUCACACUUUCGGCCGCGGGAGCUGUGAGAGCCCUCUCGAACAUUACGCAUCGGAUCGACCAGCGGACCACUCUGUGUCUUAUCCAAGACGGACUGGGUGUUGCAGAGCAUCUCAACCAGAAACUAUUCACAGAUCCAGCUUACCGGCCAAGAUAUGUUCUGGGACACAUGACCCAUAUCCUGGCGCACGGCCAGAGCCGAUUCUCGGUCAACGAGAAGGCUAGCGGGCGACUAUGCCUUACAGCUUUGCGAGAAGGGGUCACCGAACCCGUUGUCAAGAUCUACCCACCCGUUGAACGUCAUACGCAGAGUUCUCAUCUUCUGAGGAUGCUGACCACGACGCCAAAUCUCCAAGCUGGAGGUUACUCGUAUGCGCACUUCCUCCGGCGUAGGCUCCCGGAUAUGGUAUUCACCUCGGCGGUAGACUCGGUGUCUGCGGCGCUCGACAUGCCGUAUGACAAGGUCUGGUCCAACCUAGAAGCACGGCACAUUGUUUUCGAGCUUUUGCGAGAGAUUUCCGAAGUGAUCACGUCUCUGCCCGAGCUCCAGUACUCCGAGGAGCUGCUGAGAUAUGUCCAUGACGGCGCACUUCAGAAGGACUGCCGUGCUCGUCUGAGGAAGAGAAGCAGUGGUGAGAGCCACAUGCUCCAUACCAUUCGCUGGGGUAGAGAAAGCGAUAUCGACUUUCUGAACGGCUACUUCGUCCAACGCGGGGCGGAGGUCGGCCUGUCGUGCGCGACGAACAAGACCAUCAUCACAAUGGUGAAGGCCAGACAGCGGAAUGGCGUGGGCGAGAUAGACGAGUAUAUCCCCGUCGACAAGAGGAAGCUAAGGUGA